UGUAUCUGCCAUCAUGGAACGUUUCCUUGGCGACGUUUAGACAAUUUUUGAAAAAUCUUCGAAAAUGUGAAAUAAAAAAAGAUUAAAAAUGGCCAAAAGAGAACCAUUUCAACCAAAGGUAAAAGACUGCUCUUGCAUUUUGAUUCUUUGGAGUAUAUUAACAACGAUAUUUUAUAUUCCUAGGCCCGGCAAAGCAGCUGGAAACAGGCUCAGAGAAAACCCUUGUUAGUACCACAGUGUUAAACUUUGUUUAUAAAUAAUUUAAAUAUCAAAUUGUACGAGGAAUUCAUGCGAAUGCCAAUUUAAAAUCAUACAUAUUCUAUCAAAGGUCAUGAGUACAUACUGAAUUACAGGCCAUCAAAAGCAUAUCAUGACCUAUCAUCAAGUACUUGAUGAAAUGCAUUUGACAGCAAAUGUUGCUACUCAGAUACAAUAGUCUGCAAGGCAUGCAGCACAGAACAGAUUGACACAGAAGACAGACUCAGCCAAAAAAGGAUACCUGCCACAUCAUGACUCACAAUGAUCCAUCAUCAAAAUGUUCUCGCCAUGUUCGUAGCCAGUGCGGUUAUGAGAGGCAUUCACCCCCUGAAUGUCCGCCAUGUUUAAAAAAUUGAAAUUCACCCCCUGAAUGUCCGCCGUCAAAAAAUUUUCGGUCAGUGUACCAUUUUAGGAGUAAAAAAUUUUUUCCGGACCUAUCGCAUUUUUCGCGACAUUAAAAUUUUUUCAGAUAUCACAAAUUUUCUCCUUUUGUCAAAGAACUUUUUCCAAAAUUCUGAACAUUUUUUGGAUUUUCUAAAAUUUUUGUAAAUAAUAUAAGAUUUCGUUUAAUAUUUAAAUAGUUCCUUUGACCAACUUUUCAAAAAUUUUGACCAACUUUUCAAAAAUUUUGACCAACUUUUCAAAGUUCAGAAUUAUUGGGGGGGGGGGGGGGGGGGUGUCGCACCCCUGCCAAGAAGUCGACCUUCAGUAUAGUUCCUAUUCUGUGCAUGCAGGUUUCAUGGUUUACUCCAGUCUCCAGUAAUUAAUUACCAUGACUGGCCUAGGCUGCAGUGCAGAUCGAUCGAUGUUUGAUGGGGAGCCAUGGCGAGGUGUUCCCCAACCCAGAUAAACACCUGCUCCCAGUGUGAGAGCGCUGCACAUAACAUGAAUAUAUCGAUGUGUUUAAAUCUACUCUUAUAUAGUGACAACAGUCGUACAAUUCGCUUCAAGUGUUCUCUUCAAAAUACAAUUAUUGAUGUUCUUCGUGGCAAAGGAUGGCAAGAAGUAAAAGAAGGGUCAGUGGUUAAUUCACUGAAAUGAAGGAGGCAAUUGAAACUUUUAAAAUAAGGGGUGGACAUAAUAUUUGCAUAUAUAGAUGUUAAAAUUACACUCAAUGCAAAGAUUGGCUUAAAGUGCAGCUAACUGCAAUCUUGUGCGCAGAACCUAACCUGGGAAUGGACAUACUCCGGUUAAUAUCUUGAAUUAACCCAAAAUAUGAUUUUUGGCAUGUGUAAUAUUCAGGUCAUUCUAAGAAGAAAUGUAAUAUAUUUUUAUAGUAAAAAAUCCCAUCUUGAUCAACUUUUUCACUGUCAAAGUUUCCGGAUAUGAUGUCAUUAGAUGAAUUGCAAAUUAGUUUUCCUUUGUUUUUUUUCUCCACAAAUUCAUCUAAAUACCUAGUGACAUCAUAUCCAGAAACUUUGAAUCAUAUCGACAAACUUUGACACUAAAUCAUUAAAUGACAGUGAAAAAGUUGAUAAAGAUGAUUUUUUUACCAUACAUUCUUUGCAAAAUGCCCCAAAUAUUACACAUACCAAAAAUCAUAUUUGGUUUUGGUCACACUUUCAGUUAUCUAAUUUAUACACGUUAUAAGGUUAUUCCGCGUUAAUCACAGACAGCUAUGAAGUCAGCGAUAUGAUUUAAAAUUUUGUGGUGUUGGUUAUGAAUUAGUAAUAAUUUUGAGUAGAACCUAUAAAUGACAUUUUAUAUGCAGUUAUCUACAUUGAAUAGGCAGUAUCAAUAAAAACGCACAACAUCAUAUUUGCAUCUUUUACCACAGUGAAAAUGACUGGGAUAUAUUCUGGUGUGAUGUGGGUUGGAUGAGAGAAAAUUUUGAUCAUUUCUACUUGCAAGAACACGUGAAGCUUUGCCACUUUAGAAAUCAUUACGAAGUAAGAUUAUUGUGGCUAUGACUACAGUUACAGAUAUUUGUUCGCUCUUCAUGUAAUUGGUUCUUGCAAGCCACAAACAAGUAACUAUAAAUCUUAUGUUCUUGACAGCUCACGCGGAAAAAUUUGAUGGUGAAAAAUCUUAAGAGACUACGCAAGCAGAUUGAAAGAGAACAUGGGAAAACAGCAGCUACAAAGUAUCCUAAACUAUAAACUGUAUUUAUACUGGAUCAGGGCCGUAGGAAGCUCUUUUUGAUUAGGGGGAAGCUCUUUUUAAAUUUAGAGUCUCUGAAAUGCCAUUUCCUGGACUUUGGCCUGUUUGGGGAAGAUUUGACAGAAUUCUGAUGGUCAGAAAACAGCGUUGUAUCAUGUCAAAAUUAAUUUAGUUGUACUAAAUGGGCGAAGGCGUAAUUAAUUAACUAUAUUUUGGAUAAGUUUCAGGAAAGUAUGGGUAAUAUCGUCAUUCUCUGCAGUUUUGCAUGGAUUAAAUGAUAAAGGUCUGCAUGAUUUUGAAAAAAGAAUGAUUAUUAGCAAAUUAUUGGGGGGGGGGGGGGGGGGGGGUGCUACGGCCCUGUGGAUAGCUCUAUCAGCUUUAAGCUGUUGCCUUACAAGUCUUCUAUCUGAAACAAUGGAGGAAACUAAAAAAGAGUGAUUACUUGAUUUAACAGGAUGCAUUGCAGAUAGUCUGAUUAACCCAUUGAGUGGCCACACCCUUCCUAUGACGAUUAAAAUAGCCUGGCAUUAGACAGAAUAAAAUAAUAAAGGAUAAAAGAUUAACUGUGUGUCAUCACCUCUGAGUGAAGUUGAACAUCCUCCGAAACCCACCAUCUUUUAUUGAUUCCUUUACUACAAAAUACAGCUGUGAUUUUUACCCAACAUCGUAUGAAUUACCGGUGAGCUAUAUAGACAGGGAACUUUUUAAGUUAAAAGUGGCGGAUCAGGUCACCUAAACUGAUUUCACGAUGAUGGCAGCUUUUAAUUUUUACGAUUCCCAUUCAUCAAAAAUUCAAAGUCGUCAAAAUGAACAACCAAUUACGUCAAUCAAACAAAAGAGAAUCAAACACUGAUCAAAGUUUACUAAAAGACCCAUACCUGGUGGAUUAGUAAGUAUCUCGUAUACCUUGAUGCAUAUAGCCUGAAAAUCCAAUUCUUACACUUUCAGGCAGAAUAUCACAUAUUUGUGGAAGAAUUCAAGAAGAAUCCUGGAAGCGUUUGGAUAAUGAAACCAGUAUGAACCCUGCACUGAAUUGUAUUCAUUCAACUUUUUUAGUUUGUAGUGAAUGGCCCGUUUUGGUGCAUGAUAUUUUUACAUUAGAAUGUUAACAAACUGGUGUUUUCUGCUUUUCAUCUAAUGUAAAUGUGCAGGUUGCAAGAUCUCAGGGGAAAGGAAUAUUUCUAUUCAAGAAAUUAAAGGACAUAAUUGACUGGAGAAAGGUAUUAUUGCAUGUCGAACAUGUUCCUUUGCAUCUUAAAUCAAGGGCUUACAGUAAUUGGUUUUGAGCUGUUGAGUGUUGUGGUGUCCCCGCCUUUUUGUUGUCGUUACCUUUUUGUCCAACCUUGAAACGUGGGAGGCUUGCCGCAUUUGCUGUGUUUCGAUGUUUUGUCUAGGUUUAUGGCAUUGCCAAGUUUUUGAGCAAUUUUCCGUAUUUUCCAAUGUUGGGCUCAUAUUUAUUCAAGCUAUUUUAACUGAAAUGAAUAUAUAUGAUUGUAAAAUUAAACCGUCCUAGGUCAGCGAUCAAGGGUGCAUGUUUUCACUUUCAUGUUGAGACAUAGACAGAGGCGUUGAAGUUUGCACGUUUUGGGGUUGAACAGGAAUAGUUGUGUGUGUUGUUUGAUUGUGUAAUUAUAGGCGAAGCUAAAUAAAUUCUGCAGUCUUUAUCAUUCCCCGUUAUUCUUCUCACAGGAAGACUACUACAGAGUAUCCACGGAUGAAAAGGUCGGUAAAUAAACUGUUUUCUCUUUUCAUUCCAUUUCAAAUCACGGCUUACAAGACUCGUGUACAAUCACAAUGGAUUUCUUCUAGAAAGAUGAAAAAGAACCACCAGAAACGUAUAUAGUUCAGCGAUACAUUGAAAAUCCAUAUUUAAUUGGAGGUAAAAUCUCAAAGAGACACCACCGUUUUUAAUUUAAGACUGCUUUUCAAUAAUUUUUUUAAAAUUUCAUGUUGUAGGAAGAAAGUUUGAUAUUCGAGUUUAUGUCUUGGUUACAAGUGUAAGUUUAGUGGAAAAUUCAUGCCAUGAUACUAUGCACGAGUAUUAAAAUAGGCAUGUACUAAAAUAACUUAGAUUCUUGCACUUCACUUGGUGGAAUUAAUAUUAGGAUGUAGGGUUUGUAAUCCAAGUGAGAAUAUAUACAUUUUAAGACCUAACCAGGAACGACUAACUUAGACCUAACCUAACUCGUUCCUGGUUAGGUCUUAAAAUGUAUAUAUUCUCACUUGGACUACAAACCCUACAUCCUAAUAAUGUACUAAAAUAUGAUGCUUUGUUCUAGUAUAUGCCUUUAAUCGUAUGGUUAUAUCGUGAUGGUUUUGCGCGAUUUUCAAACACUAGAUUUUCACUAGAUUCCAUUGAUGAUACAUGUAUCCUUUGAAUAACAAAAAACUUGGUCUUAGUUGAGUUAUUAUAUAAACAUUAGCGCAUUAUUCCAUAUGUGGUGCCGGCAAUACUAAACAAAAAUACAAUUGCAUUAAUGUACUAUAUUUUUGUGCGGUUUUGUAUAAACUGAGAAAAUUUUAAUUUAAUUUAACGAGUUUGUUAGGGUGACAUUUACAUCAAUAACAGGUGGAAGAAACAGGGCUUGAGUCCCAGUUGAGAUCAACCAUCUAAAGUCUAGUUUUUUGUAUAAAACGGGUUUUUUCGCCUUCACCAAAAGAUAGACAUUCAUCUCACAAAUGUUGCAAUUCAGAAAACAGCACCCGACUACGAUCCUGAAAAGGUGGGGACGUGAAACAUAUCUUCGUUUGGAUGAUUUUCAGAUUUGUUUAUAACUUAACAAAUUUUAUUCAUUGUUCAUUGAUACUGCAGGGUUGCAAAUGGUCUCCACUACGACUUAGAAAGUACCUUACUGCCAAGCAUGGCUUGGAAGAGGUGGGAUUUUAAACCAUACAGCGAAUGUUCAAUCUAAUUGAAGAAGCUAAUAUUCUGUUCAUUGAGAAGAAGCUAAUAUUCUGUUCAUAAUGAUGGUAGUGUAGUGGUGAUAAUGAUGGUAGUGUAGUGGUGGUGGUGAUGAAGACAGUGAACCAAUAUGAUGGUGACGCUGGUUGUGGAAGUUGUUAUUGGUGAUGACAGAAAUUAUGAUAGUGAUGGUGGUGCAUGAAGAGGGUUUAUUAUAAACUGUGACAUAUGUUGUUUAUGACAUUUUGAGUUUUCUAUUUAGGUGGAAAAUCUGUUUCGCCUGAUUGAUGAGAUCAUAAUAACAAGUUUGCAAGCGGUACAGAAAAUUCUCAUAAAUGAUAAACAUUGUUUUGAACUGUAUCCUUUGCCAAGGCAGUUUGAUAUCAUGAAUUGAAUUGACCAUUUGCGUAAUAGACUAAAUUUUGAACUCAACAAGUCUAGACAAAAAUUUCAUCACAGCUUGAAGGAGCAUCACAAAAUUAGUAAUAUUCCAAAGUUUCGUUGCAAAAUGUAGUAAAAUGCGGAAAAUAUAGCCUUGCGAAGUUUGCAAUUUUCAGUCAUUUUAGAUUACAAACGGGAAAUUGACAGCCUCAAACCCUUCGAGGCUGUCAAUUUCCGGUUUGUAAUCUAAAAUGACUGAAAAUUGCAAAUUUCGCAAGGCUAUAUUUUCCGCAUUUUACAACAUUUUGCAACGAAACUUUGGAAUAUUACUAAUUUUGUGAUGUUCUUUCAAGCUGUAUUGAAAUUUUUGUUGAGAUCAAAAUUUAGUGUAUUACGCAAAUGGUCAAUUGAAUUGAAACAUAAAUUUGCAUGUGUUGCUAUAUAUUUGUUUUAACAAAUGCCCAGAUAUGGUUAUGAUAUUUUAGUGGACGAAAAUCUAAAACCGUAAGUGUGUGAUAAGCUAGACUGUCUAAAUUACGCAACUUUUUGUUACCGUCGUUUUUUUGGCUACUCGACCAAACAAAAGAUAAUAAUAUAUGUUUGUGAUGUUGUCUCUGAGUGUGUCCACACCGGGGAAAUUGAAAAGUUUGCUUGACCACCAGUCCAAUGCUCUACCAACUGAGCUACGAGGUCAAGUCGGUUCGAGUGCGUGAUAUUUCGGAACUCAGUCGAGUUCCUUCAAUAUCAGCAUGUUUCUACAAUCUUGAAUUUUACAAAGGUCACG
Paramuricea clavata is the source of this 6425-nucleotide messenger RNA. The record is from the annotation of a GenBank genome assembly. NCBI's taxonomy places the organism in Eukaryota, Metazoa, Cnidaria, Anthozoa, Malacalcyonacea, Plexauridae.